ACUGUCUUAAAAAAAGACGAUCAAGCGCAGCAGAGAAACAUUGUUCAACGCUCUUCCUUAUUUUAAUUCAAUGUCUAAUAAACUUCUUGUCAAACCAACACAGCACAACAAUCCAGUUUUAAAACACAUUCGCAAUGUUCCUUGGGAGCCUGCAGAUUACAUUAGGGCUGAUUUCGUAGUAGGAAAAACAACGGGUGUUGUAUACCUUACUUUGAAAUACCACAGACUGUAUCCGACAUAUAUAUAUGAUCGUCUAACGGAAUUAAAGAAUUGUUAUGUGGGGCGUGUUAUGCUAGUCUUUGUAGACACAGAUGCCUACCAUGAGGCAUUAAGAGAAAUAAAUCAUUUGGCUAUCGUAAACGAUUUCACCUUAAUGUUGGCUUGGAGUUUAGAAGAAGCGGGAAGAUAUUUGGAGGCAUACAAGGCCUUUGAACAUAAAGGGCCAGAUUUAAUUCGCGAACGAGUUCAAAAUGAAUUUCUGGCAAAAAUGACAGAUUGUCUCACUCAAGUCAAAAGUGUAAAUAAAACCGAUGUCUUGACAUUGUUAUCGACAUUUGGAUCUCUGCAGAAGAUCGCUGAUGCAAAGUCCGAUCAACUCGCCAUGUGUCCUGGAUUUGGAGAACAGAAAGUCAAGAAGCUUCAACAAGUUUGGAAACAACCUUUUUUGGCCAACAAGAAAUAGUUUUUUUUUUCCCUUAGAAAAUUAAUUUGACAUAUAAUAAAGCAAACUUGAUCUAAA
This is a messenger RNA of Mucor mucedo, 739 nucleotides long. Its product is annotated as restriction endonuclease type II-like protein. The coding region runs from base 71 to 682 and encodes 203 amino acids. The transcript has a single exon. Lineage: Eukaryota; Fungi; Mucoromycota; Mucoromycetes; Mucorales; Mucoraceae. Gene Ontology annotation, cellular component: nucleus; ERCC4-ERCC1 complex; nucleotide-excision repair factor 1 complex. Gene Ontology annotation, biological process: UV-damage excision repair; meiotic mismatch repair; nucleotide-excision repair. The record is from RefSeq and is a predicted model, not a curated record. Gene Ontology annotation, molecular function: damaged DNA binding; single-stranded DNA binding.